Molecule: messenger RNA, 918 nt
Organism: Raphanus sativus (radish)
Lineage: Eukaryota; Viridiplantae; Streptophyta; Magnoliopsida; Brassicales; Brassicaceae
Product: two-component response regulator-like APRR5
Exons: 2
Coding region: 313-594 (93 amino acids)
Source: RefSeq, a predicted model, not a curated record
AGUGAGCACCUCUCAGCCUCGUUUGGUAGGAACCGAACAAUAUGUCCACCCUAUCACACCAACUUGUUUCAUUUAAACUAAUUGUUUAUUUUAUCACUUUUGAUGAAUUUUAUAAUGAAAAGGGACUGAUUAGGGAUUGUGCUGAUGAAAAGGAUCCUAUCAAAUACAUGAUUAGUACCCUAUUUUGCAAAACUGUUACAAGGAGUUACUUGCUCCCGGUAGCUUUCCACUAGGUGCUGCGUGCGUCUGCAAACAAUUCGACGAGUAACCUUGGGGAUGCAUUGGAGAGAGGCCAACGUCCUAUAAUAGGGAAUGGUGGUGAUGACCAGAGCUCAUGUUCAAGACCAGAGAUGCAAGGUGAGAGCGCAGACGUGGAGGACUCAACUAAAGAAGCCAUUUGACUUCAUGGGAGCGUCGUUUAGAAGAAACGCACAACGCAACAGAGAAAAAAGUGUUGCUAGAUACGAAUCUAUGAUAGAGCUUGAUCUCUCCCUGAGAAGACCUAACACUUGCGAGAACCAAUCUUCUGCAGAAAAGCCCUCUCUUCAUCCUUCUAGUGCAUCUGUCCUUGCGCUUCAUCCGGAACUUGUUUAAAGCGGCUUCCCGUGGAAGCGGUUCAGAGGUAUUGUAUUGGUUGACGUUAUCAUCUUCACUUGCUGCAACAUUCUUUCUUUGAUUAGAAACCAAGGGAGAAACCGAACAUUGUGGCCUGUGAACGUACCUGGCAACAAGAACAUACAAUCAGCAGAAAGAACAACACAUGUUGAAAGACUGAGACUGAUAGUCAAAGUGCGACAAAGAUUUCAAGCUCACACAAAACUCUCUCAUUAUUUUAGUUAUUUAUUUUUUGUUUCUCAUUAUUAUUGUUGUAUAUGUAUUUUUAUGUAAUAUAUGUAUUUAUAUGUAAUUUGUUUACAG